Molecule: messenger RNA, 738 nt
Organism: Caenorhabditis bovis
Lineage: Eukaryota; Metazoa; Nematoda; Chromadorea; Rhabditida; Rhabditidae
Source: the annotation of a GenBank genome assembly
AUGCUGCUCAAAUCAGGACUUGCAAUUGUAACUGGAGGUGGUUCUGGAAUCGGCAAGGCGAUUUGUGAGAAGUUUGCGGCGAAUGGCGCUCGUAUAAUCGUUGCUGAUCUUAAAAAGGAAACUGCUGAGAAGACAAUUGACGGGCUUGAAGGGACUGGCCAUGUGGCUGUUGGCGUCGACGUCAGUAAAAUUGAUAGUGUGCGAGAAUUGGAGAAUUUCGUGAAAUCUCUCGAUGCGACACCGAAUGUUCUUGUGAAUUGCGCGGGAAUCACAAAGGACAAAACGUUGCUGAAAAUGCCGCUGAAAAAUUGGCAAGACGUGAUUGAUGUGAACUUGACAAGUAUCUUUUUGAUGUCGCAGGCGUUUUCGAAAUUAGCGGUUGAAAGAGAUGCUCAAUUAUCAAUCAUUAACAUUUCCUCAAUUGUUGGAAAGAUAGGAAAUUACGGACAGACGAAUUACGCGGCCACUAAAUCCGGCGUCAUCGGUUUCACGAAGUCUGCUGCUCGAGAGCUCGCCGCCAAGAAAAUUCGCGUGAACGCGGUUCUUCCUGGAUUCACCACCAGCCCAAUGACAAAACUUGUCCCCAAAGAAGUGCUUGAUUCUAUUAUUAAUCAAAUUCCUGCUCAUCGUAUGGCUGAACCGCAUGAAAUUGCCGACGCCGCUCUAUUCCUCGCUUCCGACAUGUCAUCAUACGUCACGGGAGCCACUAUAGAAGUAACCGGUGGCUACGGAAUGUAA